This is a messenger RNA of Alternaria triticimaculans, 960 nucleotides long. RefSeq lists its product as uncharacterized. The transcript is spliced from 5 exons. The record is from RefSeq and is a predicted model, not a curated record. Bases 1 to 960 code for a protein of 319 amino acids. Lineage: Eukaryota; Fungi; Ascomycota; Dothideomycetes; Pleosporales; Pleosporaceae.
AUGGCGGUUCAUGCCGACUACCCUGGCCUGACGGUUGAGAUAUAUGUCGACGGCAAACCACUUAAAGAAUACGAACAUGAGGAGGAGGAGGAAAACGAGCCUAAAAUCACGACGCGAUAUAUCGAGUGCCGGUCGGGUGCGGAGUUUGAGAUCAGGACGAGCUUCAAAUCGCCCUUCAUUCCUAUGGACAUAGCUGUAGGCUCAUCCCUAAACGGAAAAUUGGUACAUGGACUAGUUGUAACAAAGAAAAACAUGCUGAAAACGGUUGCCGUGCAAUCAGAAACUACCUGGGGAGAACGCGGGUCAUGGCGAGCAUCCAAGUUCCGCUUCUCAGACCUCAGUAUCGUGGGAGAAGACAGAUGUUUCGCAUUCGAAGAGAGUCUAGAGUCUCUCAGUGCCGUGGGCACGAUAUCAGUUGUACUUAAACAAGCGCUAAGCCACAAGAUCGCGUCAAAGGCAACAACAAAGAAGAAGAUGUUCAGAGAAGUCGGACCAGUUUCAGAGAGCUCUAUGAAGGGAGACGUUCGCUCUCAUACGAUCAGUCUUGCACCAGAUAGAGCUAUAGAAGCGCCCAUCAUGAUCAGGCCCAAGCUGGCUGAGGAGCCUCUGGUCACGUUCAGGUUCAAAUACCGCUCAAUCAGUGGCGUCACCUCAACUCCGCGACAGCAAAAAUCCGCUUCGCCCCCUUUCAACGAACACGACGGCCUCACGAAUGAAGAUAUCAUCGCGCUCAUCAAACAUUACCGCGGAAACGACAAGGGAUUGGUGGACCAAAAUAGGAAGCAUCUGCUUGUAUUGCUCAAACAUUACGUGGACAAAGACAACGAGAUCAUACUCAUCAAGCAAGAGUCCGCUCCCAGUGAGUCAAAUGUGCGCAACAAACGUGAGCAUAUCGAUGAUGGUGCUGUGCGUGGGCAGGGAAAGAGGCGCAAGCCUGAGGUCAUAGUCUUGGAUGACUGA